Rhinichthys klamathensis goyatoka is the source of this 1708-nucleotide messenger RNA. RefSeq names its product serine incorporator 1 (gene serinc3). The record is from RefSeq and is a predicted model, not a curated record. The transcript has 10 exons. NCBI's taxonomy places the organism in Eukaryota, Metazoa, Chordata, Actinopteri, Cypriniformes, Leuciscidae. Gene Ontology annotation, cellular component: membrane. Bases 249 to 1679 code for a protein of 476 amino acids.
CCUGUUAGGAAGACGUCACGAAGCCUAAUUAAUAUUAAUGAUGUUUGGUCACGUGACGGAUCUCCCACCUGUCAUUCCAGAACUCAAACACAGGCGCAUCUGAUGUCUACAUGAAUUUCUGCCAGAAUGAUAUGUUAAUUUCUGUUUUUAUUGGUUUAGUUGUUAUUCUGAAAUGACUCGCACAUUAGUUUAACAGGAGAUCAGUGGCAUUUGCGUCUCUUGAAGACACUUGAUUUUGUUGUUAAGCUAUGGGUUCUGUGCUGAGGACCAGUUGGGUUUCUUGCCUUUGCAACUGUGCAGCAUGUCUACGGUGUCGAUGUUGCCCACAGAUCAAGAACUCCAUUGUGACCCGAAUCAUGUAUGCCUUCAUCCUUCUGCUCGGCACCAUCAUUGCCUGUGUGAUGCUGUCGCCUGGUGUUGAACAACAACUUAAAAGAAUCCCUGGUUUUUGUAAUGGAGGAACAGGCUCCAGUAUACCGGGAAUUGAGGCCAAUGUCCAAUGUGAGAUUUUUGUUGGUUAUAAGGCUGUGUACCGGGUUUGCUGUGGCAUGAGUUUCUUCUUUCUCACCUUCUCUCUGCUCAUGAUCAAUGUGAAGAACAGCCGAGGUCCCAGAGCUGCAAUCCACAAUGGGUUCUGGUUUUUCAAGAUUGCAGUCAUGAUUGCCGUCACUGUUGGUGCCUUUUAUAUUCCAGACGAGCCUUUUACCCGAAUGUGGUUUAUUGUGGGAACCUGUGGAGCGUUUUGCUUUAUUCUGAUUCAACUGGUUUUGCUUAUUGACUUUGCCCACUCGUGGAAUGAGUCCUGGGUUGAUAAAAUGGAAAAAGAAAACACAAAGAGGUGGUAUAUAGCUUUGCUGUCGGUAACAGGACUGAACUAUAUUCUGUCCUUCACGGCUGCCGUUCUCUGCUAUAACAUCUACACUCGGCCCGAGGGAUGCGUGCUCAACAAGUUCUUCAUCACCUUCAACAUGUCAAUAUGUGUCACAGCUUCAGCUCUGUCUGUCCUGCCCAGAAUUCAGGAUUACCAGCCCAGAUCUGGUCUUCUCCAGUCAUCGAUCAUGACUUUGUACACUAUGUACCUUACCUGGUCAGCCAUGACCAAUGAACCAGACCGCACAUGCAACCCGAAUCUGUUCAGCAUCUUCCAGCAGAUCACGUCGUCCACAGUCGCCCCGCUGGAGAUUGAGAACCAGACUGCCGUCAUCAUCAUCGACACCGAGGAAACUGUGCCGUCGGCCCCAUACCUGCGGUGGUGGGACGCUCAAAGCAUCGUCGGACUGGCCAUUUUUGUUCUCUGCAUUUUGUAUUCAAGUAUACGCUCUUCCAAUACCAGUCAAGUUAAUAAACUGACCCUAGCAGCUAAAGACACCAGCGUCGUGGAUGAUAGCGGCUCAGGGCGUCCUGAGAUAGAAAAGGCUUCAACACCAUUACAUGUGGAGGACAAUGAAAGAGACACUGUUCAGUACAGCUACGCUUUCUUUCACUUCAUGCUGUUCCUGGCGUCUCUUUACAUCAUGAUGACCCUCACCAACUGGUACAGUCCUGAUGCAGACUACAGUGCCAUGAGGAGCACGUGGCCAGCCGUGUGGGUGAGAAUCUCCUCCAGUUGGGUCUGUCUCACAUUAUACACCUGGACUCUGGUUGCUCCUAUGAUUCUCACCAACAGAGACUUCACCUAGAGGCAUUUCUGCAGCAAUGUCCUGCAACC